GCCUUUGAGGCUCUUCUACAGUGUCAGCUGCUGACUGAUAGUAGGAGAACGGCCUCAUGGUGUGAAUGAAAGGGACCUAGCGGUUGGUAAACAGAGAUAAGGAAUAAAUAGAGCACAGGCAAAAGGAGAUAGUUCUGUGAGUGCCCAGAUUGCCGCCAGUCUGUUCAAGUGAGAUGCAGUGCCUGUCCUUUUCCCAGAUUAAAUUAGUGAGCGAAAUCUCCAGUGACCUCCUCCCCUUAUUCCCAUACUCUUUAGCCAAGCUGAACAGCCUCUGCUGUAAAGUAUUCAUUUUAUCUAGGGACAAGUUGGACAAUAGAACUCUCCCUGAUACUUAUGGACAGCUGUCGUCAUUCAGUGGGGUUUUGAGCAUGUCAUUCUUCAUAGGAGUUAAAAGGGUUUAUGGCUUGUAACUGAAGAGAGAGCAGAGAUUCAUGAAUGCCAGCUCUGAGGGUGCAUGGAAUGAGGGAGCGAGGAAAGCACACCUUUGCCCACCUGUGUGGGGGAAAAAAAAGACUCAUCUUAUUUUGUUUCAUUUGUUUAAAGGGAUUUCAGGAUGAAAAUGUAAUUACCCUGAAGCAUGAUCUCUAUGCAGAAAUUAACAUUCACAAAUGUUCAGGAUCUAGGUAACAAAGUUGUGAUAAUUAUUAAAGGUCACCAGUGCAAAGCUUUCCUACUGUCCCAUUCCAUUCUGCCCCAUUGUCUAUGUUUAAAUCUCAUGCCUCUUCCCUUCAACAAGCUCCCAAGAAACAUUAAAGCUUCAUGAGAUACCUCUGUAGCCUUUUUUUUUUAGUGAUUUACUGCAAAUAUAUUCAGCAUCUGACUGAUUAAAUAGACCUUCGGCAACCUUGAGGGUCAGCGUGUGGAGUAUGUACAUAGAAAAUGCAUCAGCCCAUUGUACCCUGGCAGCUAAUGAGAUUGGUCGUUAAGUAAAUGACACAAAGCCUACAAAAAAAGCUUAGCAGCUCACUAGAGUAUCACAGAGUGUCCCUGCACACCACACAACGACACAAACACUGGACUAACCUAGCCCACCCCUGCGUUAUUCUACAUCACUGCUUCCCUGAUGUCAGCGCGAGAGACAGAACAAAGGCUAAAAGGCACACGAUGGAUGCUGAUGGAGAAGAUAAAAAGCUACGUACCCGUUCAAGAGGAAUCAAGGCACAUGUGGAUUCAAUCGUGCAGGAACUCAGUGCCUACAAAAACUCCAUGGCUAAGAAGAGAAAAGCUGAAGAACAGAUUUUGGAAGUUCCAAUCAACAAAAGGAAAUCUCUGUUAAUGAAGCCUCGCCACUACAAUCCCACCUUGGAAGGCAAAGGAGACAAUGAAGGCAGGACACACUUUCAGGACAAUAAUAAUGUUCUCCAAACAGAAAACACCACUUUAAUGUCAGCAAAAAGUAUUUCAUAUUUCAACAUGCAAGAAAAUGAUCUUCAAAAGGACAAUUUCACUAACUGCCAGGACACAAUGACCAAUACAUUAAUUAAUUUUGAAAAAAUAGCAAAAGAUGCACCAAAUUCCCUAGAGAAUGAUAAACUAAGUGAUAGUGACAACCAACUCUUAAAAGCAGAAAAUAAGAACAUUGCUGCAUGUUAUGGAAUUAAUUCUUCUGUAAGGGACAGAAUUAGUGUUCCACAUUCACAAUACUGUUCCUCAGAAGAUAACGAAAGUAGCUCUGAAAUUCUGGACAAUGAAUGGGAUAGUUCCUCAAAUUUUUCUGAAGAGAUAAGUAUAAAACUGCCUUUAAAUAAAGCGUAUCUUGUAGGAUGUAAUCAGGAAGAGGUCCUAAAAACACCUGGUGUCAAAGCUGAAGAAAAAGAUGUUAACAAUUCUGAAACUUUUAGUAGUUUGAGAUCAGAACUGCAAGAAUCACAGGACUCGCAUGUUGACACUUGCAGCAAUAGAAUGCAGAAUCCAUUUCCAGAUUGUGAAGAAGAUGAUUGUCUAUCAGAAAAUACAGAACAGUCAUUUGACUUGGAUAAAACAAAACAGAACUUAAAUUUGUUGGAACAAGCUAUCGCUCUUCAGGCAGAGCAGGGUCACGUCUUUCAUAGCACUUACAAAGAACUGGAUAGGUUCCUACUGGAGCAUCUUGCAAGUGAAAGAAGACAAGCCAAAAUAGUUGACCUUGGUGGUAGACCAGUCUAUAACCACAAGCAUGUACCCAGGCCUGAAAAAAGAGAGACCAAAUGUCCCAUUCCAGGGUGUGAUGGAACAGGUCACGUGACUGGAUUGUAUCCUCAUCAUCGCAGUCUUUCGGGCUGUCCACAUAAAGUCAGAGUGCCACUUGAAAUCCUUGCCAUGCAUGAAAACGUUUUAAAGUGCCCCACUCCUGGAUGUACAGGAAGAGGACAUGUCAAUAGCAACCGCAACACUCACAGAAGUCUUUCUGGAUGUCCAAUUGCUGCAGCUGAGAAAAUGGCAAUGUCUCAGGAAAAAGGUCAACACGAAUCACUCAAAACAGGGCAGUGCCAUGAUCAGAUCCACAGGGCAAACUUGGUGAAGCAUUUUGAGUUAUCUCAGUACAGCUGCCGAUCUUCCCAAGCAAUCCCUUCCUCCAGAACCACUUUUACAAGAGACCAAGAGAAAUAUGGGAAAGUACCUUUUGACUAUGCUAGUUUUGAUGCCCAAGUCUUUGGCAAAUGCACAAUGAUGCCAACUAUACAAGGACAAAAGCCCACACAAUCCUUUGAAUCAAAGCAUUUUUCAAAUCCAGGGAAAUUUUCUAAUCGGCAGCCUAGUGCUAGCGCCCACACACAGAGUCCUUGCCAUGCCAGCUCUUAUCGCUACGGUCAAUGUAGUGAAGACACCCACAUAGCAGCAGCUGCUGCAAUUCUGAACCUUUCCACCCACUGUAGGGAAGCUACAGAGAUCCUCUCCAGCAAACCACGGAGUCUGUCUGCCAAGGCAACUGAAAUAGAAGUAGAUGAAAAUGGCACUUUGGAUCUGAGCAUGAAAAAGAACCGAAGUCAAGAAAAUAUUACUUCUCUAAGUUCCUUCAGUGCCAAUGUCCCCACUCCUUCCUCCUCUCCCUUCAAAACAGGCAGCAUUCUGGUCAAUGCCACUUUCUACCAAGCUUUGAAUGAAAAAGAAGGUUGGGAUACACCAAUCAAUUAUAGCAAGAGCCAGGGCAAAAAAGAGGAAGAGAAAGAGAAAGAUCCUGCAAUCUGUCUUGAAAGCCUGGAGGAAAAAAAAUCUUCAGACAUCUCAGAACCUAGUCCAAAACCCAAGGUCCAUUCAAGAGAUCUCAAAAAGGAACUGAUCACGUGUCCAACUCCAGGAUGUGAUGGCAGUGGUCAUGUGACAGGAAACUAUGCAUCUCACCGCAGUGUUUCUGGAUGUCCUUUGGCUGACAAGACGUUAAAAUCCUUAAUGGCGGCCAAUUCUCAAGAGCUUAAGUGCCCCACCCCUGGAUGUGAUGGCUCUGGUCAUGUGACAGGAAAUUAUGCCUCUCACAGAAGUUUGUCUGGCUGUCCUCGGGCCAGGAAAAGUGGUCUGAAAGUGACUCCUACAAAGGAAGAGAAAGAAGAUCCUGAACUUAAAUGUCCAGUGCUCGGCUGUGAUGGCCAAGGUCAUGUAUCAGGUAAAUACACUUCCCAUCGCACAGCUUCAGGUUGUCCCAUGGCUACCAAGAGACAGAAGGAAAGUCCUCUCAAUGGAUCUUCACUACCCUGGAAGUUGAACAAGCAAGAGCUGCCACACUGCCCUUUGCCAGGCUGCAAUGGGCUGGGUCACGUUAAUAAUGUUUUUGUCACCCACAGAAGUUUGUCUGGAUGUCCCCUGAAUGCACAAGCCUUAAAAAAAGGCAAAAUAUCUGAAGAACUAAUGACUGUUAAGUUGAAAGCAAAUGGAGGUUUAGAGAAUGAACAGGAAAUCAGACAUUUGGAUGAAGAAAUUAAAGAACUAAAUGAAUCCAACCUUAAAAUUGAAGCUGACAUGAUGAAACUCCAGACACAGAUCACAUCAAUGGAGAGCAAUCUGAAAACCAUAGAAGAAGAGAAUAAACUGAUAGAGCAGAAUAAUGAGAGCCUAUUGAAGGAACUAGCUGGCUUAAGCCAAGCUCUCAUAUCCAGCCUUGCCGACAUUCAACUUCCACAAAUGGGCCCAAUCAGCGAGCAGAAUUUUGAAGCAUACGUGAAUACGCUCACAGAUAUGUACAGCAAUCUGGAAAGGGACUAUUCCCCAGAUUGCAAGGCUCUGCUGGAAAGUAUCAAGCAAGCAGUGAAGGGUAUUCAUGUGUAGGAUGGAAGAACUGCUGGAACAAGAAGGUCUCAGCAGCUGCAAAUUCCAGAUGAAUCCAUGAAAAGCACCUGGACUGCUUAGAAAUAUUGGUUGCUGUGCUGCAUUUUUAAUUACAACAUUGCACUAUUUUUUUCCAGCUGACAUAAAAAGGACAUUAAACAUAACAGACUAUUGUAUUAACAGCAAUGAGUUAGAUCAUCAAACAUAUUUAUUUCUGUACAAAUCCUUUUUGUUGCCAUUGUCGUUUUGCACUUGUUUCAUUUUUGUAAAGUGAAUGUACAAAGUGUGUGUAACUAUUUUUUUACAUUUAUUUUUAAUUUAUUUUCAAUCAAAGAGUUGUAUGGAUUUUUUUUAAAGAAAAGAUUGUUUAACAGCAUUUCUUGCAGCCUACCAUAUUUUUACAAAUGUGUUUGUUAAUUUAUUUUCCAAUGGGAUUUUAAAUAGACUGAAAGUUAUAGUGUAAAUUAAAUAAUGUGCUGGGUUUGUACAGGAAGAAAAAAAAAUACUAUGAAAGAAACAAAGUAACAGAACUGUGAUUCUAGUUUAUUUUCACCACAUCCUGCUUUUUAUAACAAUUUUUUUUUAUGAAAUAAGAAAUGGGUUUGCAAAUAGCAUGAGAGGCAAAGACCCAGUGAUACCAAGGUGGAUGGUGCCCUCUAGUGGCUAAUCGCCUUGAGCACAGCAUGCAGUAAGAGUUCAAGAAUUUUUGUAGCAAUAAUGAAAUAAAGCAAUCAGCAAACCACUGGAUCCAGCUGCAGCCUUAGCCUACAUGAAACAAUUGUUUGAAACCAUUCAGGGAAAGACUGGAUUGAUGAAGGAUACUUUCUCAUUGCCCCAAUUUCAUGCUCAUUCAUGAAGGAAGAUCAAACUGUUUAAUCGUUCAAAUAAGAUAGGUUCGAAGUACAGAAGCUGGGGGGAAAAACAUUUUUUCUGUUUACCACUAUCAAUAUAAUUUCAUAUUGGAAAAGUGCUUCCCAAGUUGAUGAUUUUGUACAUACCACAAAGCAAGGACAUUAAACACUACUUAUUAUUCAGCUCAAUGAAUCAGUUGAUGUUAACUACCAGUCAACAUCAACUGGUAGUAAAUCUUAGGAGUGGCUUAGUUGAGAAAACUGAUUUUUACACCGAAGAAAACAGACAACAUCCAGAAAUGAUUAGUGUACAUACUGGAGUCUUCUAUAACUUUGAAUGAGGUGACAGCAAGUUUCAGUUUCCACUGAUGAUGGCAAAGGAGGUCUUCAAAUGUUGCAGUCUGUAAGCCCUCAUUUAGAAACACGUUCACAUUUGUCCAAGGUGAGCCCUUUUAUAACCUCUGUUCAGUUCCUGUUUUGUAAUUGCUCUGAACAAAGAUCCAACAUCUAUUUUAGGGAUGUUGGAUGAUAAUAAUAAUUUUCCCCCUUCCAGAAAGUUAACAUUAAUUUUUUAAAAAAGAAAAUACAAGCUACCAGCUGAACUGCCUUUACCCAUCCGUACAUAUCUCAUGUGCAUAUGUGCCUCAGUGGAAAAUGUAUAAUGGCUACAGCAUCGGCUUUAUUUUUUCGGUGCUACAAUGCCCAUGAUUAGUUUUAUUUGCCAACAUUUUAUCUCAACUGGGUAUGACCCUGCUCAGAGUCUUCAUUCAUACACGUAGUGUUCCUAUCCAUAGACUGCCUCUCGGUCAUUCUCCAAUUUUCAUAUGCUGUGAUUGCUCUUUGGCAUUAGGUGGGCUUGCUGUUUGUGCGUGGAGGGACUGGCUUGGCCCUCAGACCUUAGUUUAGACAGGAGAGGUGUAUGUUCUUAGAAGCUGUGCUUAUUUUUUAAAGAAAACAAUUUGACAAAGCUACAGUAUGUGCUAAUAUAAAUUAGAACACCAAAUUGCUAUUAAAUUAUUGUACUUGUUGGUUGGUUUGUUUGUUAUAAGACAUUUGCUGACGCCAGUUUAAGGCAUACAAAGGCAUUCACCCAUGACAAAAAGUAAGAAGUAAUGUACUAAAUAUUUUAAGAAAGUAAUUCUAUAUUUUAUUUAAAUUAAAUUAAGCAAUCUCUUUUUAAUCUAUUAUUAUUUACUAUGGCUUUCAGUUAAUUUAUCUGUGUUUGGAUUUUUGCUCAAGAUGUACCUCCAUAUUUAUUUGCCUUCUUUGUAUUUGAUGUUCUGUAAUGUGAGCUGUGAUUCUUCCCUUCCUCUGUCUUCCCAUUCUUUCUUUCUUUUCUUUUUUUCCUUUCCUUUUUCUGGGUUAAUUUGCUUUGAUGAGCUAUCCUGUAAAUUAGACCUUUUGUAAAGGACAAUGAUGUAUGCAUUUUUUUUUUAAUUUUUGGGUAGUUUGUAUACUGUUUCUUCAUACAGUUAAUAUUUCUUACAUCAAAGCAACAAAACUGUGUUCUGUGCUGUACAUUUGGUGUAUGGUAGGAAAUAAAAACUGAUACUGGAA
This is a messenger RNA of Pantherophis guttatus, 6647 nucleotides long. It is a transcript of the gene ST18, whose product is annotated as ST18 C2H2C-type zinc finger transcription factor. Gene Ontology annotation, molecular function: RNA polymerase II cis-regulatory region sequence-specific DNA binding; DNA-binding transcription factor activity, RNA polymerase II-specific; zinc ion binding. Lineage: Eukaryota; Metazoa; Chordata; Lepidosauria; Squamata; Colubridae. Gene Ontology annotation, cellular component: nucleus. The record is from RefSeq and is a predicted model, not a curated record. Gene Ontology annotation, biological process: regulation of transcription by RNA polymerase II.